Vicia villosa (hairy vetch) is the source of this 642-nucleotide messenger RNA. RefSeq lists its product as uncharacterized. The record is from RefSeq and is a predicted model, not a curated record. Lineage: Eukaryota; Viridiplantae; Streptophyta; Magnoliopsida; Fabales; Fabaceae. The transcript has a single exon. The coding region runs from base 1 to 642 and encodes 213 amino acids.
AUGGCGGCUGAGUUGGCAGCGGAUCUGCUUCAGAAUGCCUCGUUCAGUCGUGUGGCAGCGCUGGAAGCCACCGAAGCAGGCCUGGCUGCUGUCGACGGUGGUGCUGGGACUGCAUCUGUUCCGAUUCAGCAGCUGGCAGCUGAGUUGCAGUCGUUGUUGGCAGCUCUUAAUCCUGUUCUGAUCAAGGAUAAUACUGAGGACAACUUCUCUUGGGCGAAGUCUUCUAGUGGGAGCUUUACCGUUAAAUCGUGCUAUGAGUUUUUUAAGAAGUUUCUUUCCGGUCAACCUAUGGAAAGUGAUAAGGUUAAGGCCUUAAACUUUCUAUGGAAAUUCAAAGUUCCUCCAAAGAUUCUUUGUUUUGCUUGGAGGUUUUUAUUAAAUAGAUUGGCCACUAGAGAUCAAUUGGUGAGAAGAGGUGUGUUGGAGGAAGGAAUUGAUUCUAGCUGUGCCUUAUGCGGCUUCGGUGAGGAAUCUUUAUCUCAUCUUUUCUUUUUGUGUAAGGUUUCCGUUCGCAUUUGGAGAAGGGUGUUUAUGUGGCUUGAUUUAUCCGGACUUUUGUCCUUUGAAGAGUUUGGGGAUUUCUUCUAUAAUUUCCGGAAAAUUCCUUGCCUUAAUAAGUGUAUGAUUGUGGGUACCGUUUGA